Messenger RNA from Melospiza georgiana, 1648 nucleotides. It is a transcript of the gene RBM48, whose product is annotated as RNA binding motif protein 48. Gene Ontology annotation, molecular function: nucleic acid binding. Lineage: Eukaryota; Metazoa; Chordata; Aves; Passeriformes; Passerellidae. The record is from RefSeq and is a predicted model, not a curated record. Gene Ontology annotation, cellular component: nucleoplasm. The transcript has 3 exons. The coding region runs from base 116 to 1237 and encodes 373 amino acids.
ACUAGUACAUCUUGCAUGGAAGUUGGCCAGAGGCAUAAGAGAUUUUACUCAGCAGUUGGCAGUAGUACUCUUACCUUGUGCAAGGUAAAAAGCCAAGUCUCAUCUGUGUUUUACUAUGCAUGAGAGGCACGAGUUCCGCUCUUGCUCAGUGAUGAAGAGGUCCCAAAUAACCAUGCAUUUUACUGCCCUGCAAAACAGAGUACACAGGGGUUUUCAGCAUCCCGAGAGGAUUUGCAGAAAAACAGAAAACAUGGAGAAAAUGCGUGCCUUUUGCAAUAAAGCAAGAGUGGGAAUGUUUUUGAAUAGUCUUUGUUUUUGUUUUUUUCAGGUUUACACUAUCAACUUGGAAUCUCGCUAUGUACUGGUACAAGGAGUUCCUGCAUUAGGUGUUAUGAAGGAAUUAGUGGAACAAUUUGCAUUAUAUGGUGCCAUUGAGGAAUAUCAUGCUCUAGAUGAAUAUCCAGCAGAGCAGUUUACUGAAGUGUACCUUAUAAAAUUCAAAAAACUGCAAUGUGCAAGGGUGGCCAAGAAAAAAAUGGAUGAACGAAGUUUCUUCGGUAGUUUGCUGCACGUGUGCUAUGCUCCAGAAUUUGAAACAGUCCAAGAAACCAGAGAGAAGUUGCAGGAUAGAAGAAAGUAUAUAGCAAAAGCAACAAAUCAAAGAGAUUGCUUUAUGUUAAACAAAGUAGAAGGCCCUAAGAAGACAGCCUCAAAUAACUCUGAGCAUGACUGUCCAUGGAGUACAUCAGGAUCAAGUAUAGCCAGUAACUGGGAUCCAUCCUGCUUUACAAGUUCUCCUGGGGUACCCCACAACACAGCAUAUCCAGCUGGGAAUCAGAAUCAGAGCCUGUUAACACCUCCACACUAUGCUAACAAUUGUGCUGAAAUUUCUGGGUACUUUGGUCAAAACACAUCUUUAACUCCAAGUGUCCAUCCAGGAGUGUGCACUCCACCAGCUUCCUCAAUGCAGCACAGAAAGGUUCCAGCUUGCAAUGGAAUUGACAGGUUUAUGCCUCGUACAACUCACCUGCAAGAACGUAAGAGGAAGAGAGAAGAAGGUAACAAGUUUUCCCUCAUUGGAACAAGUGAGGACACUACUGAAGUUGUUAUUGGUCCACAACUACCAGAAAUACCUAAAGUGGAUAUGGAUGACGAGUCUUUGAAUACUUCAGCUACAUUAAUUCGAAAUAAACUGAAAGAGGUAUGGGUUCUUAAAGCUCUGAUAGUUCAAACAUAGGUGCUUGUUAUACAUAAAAAUAGUGACUAUCUGAUAGCUUUAUUCAGCAUUUACUCAUUAUCAGUUUAUCUGCCACUUAAAGCUAGUGCUCUUACUAUUUAACUUCUCCACAAUCUAGAAUAUUGCAGGCAAUUCCACUCCAGACCUCUUACACUACACUUGAGAAAGUGUAAAUGUCAGUGCAUGUUCUUAUGUGAUUUUUCGUAAACCACUUUUUUUUUCCCAUGUGAAAGCAUGAUAAUUUUGCAGGUAGUCCUCCUCACUCCAGUGUGCUACUUGUAUCUGGUUUCUGAAAGGAAAAGAAUGGAAGUCAGAGUUCAAUGUAAUGUUGCUCCAACAUUUCUUAUGCCAUUAAAAGCUGUACAGAAUCAUUAAUUCCAUGCUGAGAAGCACGUGUUAAGCUAUGUACCC